Messenger RNA from Cynocephalus volans (Philippine flying lemur), 5871 nucleotides. It is a transcript of the gene PALS1, whose product is annotated as protein associated with LIN7 1, MAGUK p55 family member. NCBI's taxonomy places the organism in Eukaryota, Metazoa, Chordata, Mammalia, Dermoptera, Cynocephalidae. The record is from RefSeq and is a predicted model, not a curated record. Gene Ontology annotation, biological process: morphogenesis of an epithelial sheet; establishment or maintenance of polarity of embryonic epithelium; protein localization to plasma membrane. The transcript is spliced from 17 exons. Bases 579 to 2606 code for a protein of 675 amino acids. Gene Ontology annotation, cellular component: adherens junction; plasma membrane. Gene Ontology annotation, molecular function: protein binding.
UGGGAGUUUCUGGAUUCUUUGGUAUUUUAAGGGCCGCCGGAGGGCUGUCGCUUCUGCAGUGUGUAGGAGCGGCCGGGGCGGGACGGUCGGCGCUCCCGGGGCGCGGAGGUAAGUACCUGUAAAUGGGAUUGCUGGAUCAUGUGGCCAAGACUUACUUUCCUCAUCUAUGAUCUGUAGCCACCCUGGAAGAUGAAAGGGUUAAAGUAUGGAAAGCACCUAGCAAAAUGUCUGACACGUAGUAGACAAUAAGUAUUCACUUCCCUGCUCUUUGCUUCAAGGUUACACAGUACUUUGUGACAAAUGUGAAAAAACUAAGGAGAAUCAGAGUACGAAAGUUAGCCUGAGUUUUGUGAAAAAACAGACAAGAGAAUCUAAGAGGAAACUAGACAAGGUUUUUCCAGUUUGCAUAAUAUUUCCUUCAUGGAUACUUUUUCAUAGCAUUAUUAUGUGACGUGAGAAGUUUUUUUUUUAAUUUUUUUUUUUUGAAGUAACAUGGAUUCUAUACUACAGAAUCAAGAGAAUUGGCUUUAUAGGAAAAAUUGAUUUGUUAAAAGUGGUACAGGUUUUUGUAGAUAACCAUGACAACAUCCUAUAUGAAUGGGCAUGUUACAGAGGAAUCAGACAGCGAAGUAAAAAAUGUUGAUCUUGCAUCACCAGAGGAACAUCAGAAGCACCGAGAGAUGGCUGUUGACUGCCCUGGAGAUUUGGGCACCAGGAUGAUGCCAGUACGUCGAAGUGCACAGUUGGAGCGUAUUCGGCAACAACAAGAGGACAUGAGACGUAGGCGAGAAGAAGAAGGGAAAAAGCAAGAACUUGACCUUAAUUCUUCCAUGAGACUUAAGAAACUAGCCCAAAUUCCUCCAAAGACUGGAAUAGAUAACCCUAUAUUUGAUACAGAGGAAGGAAUCGUCUUAGAAAGUCCUCAUUAUGCUGUGAAAAUAUUAGAAGUGGAAGACUUGUUUUCUUCACUUAAACAUAUCCAACAUACUUUGGUAGAUUCUCAGAGCCAGGAGGAUAUUUCACUGCUUUUACAACUUGUACAAAAUAAAGAUUUCCAGAAUGCAUUUAAGAUACACAACGCUGUCACAGUACACAUGAACAAGGCCAGUCCUCCAUUUCCUCUUAUCUCCAAUGCACAAGAUCUUGCACAAGAGGUACAAACUGUUUUGAAGCCAAUCCAUCAGAAGGAAGGACAAGAAUUAACUGCUUUGUUGAAUGCUCCACAUAUUCAGGCACUUUUACUGGCACAUGAUAAGGUUGCUGAGCAGGAAAUGCAGCUAGAGCCCAUUACAGAUGAGAGAGUUUAUGAAAGCAUUGGCCAGUAUGGAGGAGAAACUGUAAAAAUAGUUCGUAUAGAAAAGGCUCGUGAUAUUCCAUUGGGUGCUACAGUUCGUAAUGAAAUGGAUUCUGUCAUCAUUAGCCGAAUAGUAAAAGGAGGUGCUGCAGAGAAAAGUGGUCUGUUACAUGAAGGAGAUGAAGUUCUGGAGAUUAAUGGCAUUGAAAUUCGGGGAAAAGAUGUCAAUGAAGUUUUUGACUUGUUGUCUGAUAUGCAUGGUACUUUGACAUUUGUUCUGAUUCCCAGUCAACACAUCAAGCCUCCUCCUACCAAGGAAACAGUAAUCCACGUAAAAGCUCAUUUUGACUAUGAUCCCUCAGAUGAUCCUUAUGUUCCAUGUCGAGAGUUAGGUCUGUCUUUUCAAAAAGGGGAUAUACUUCAUGUGAUCAGUCAAGAAGAUCCAAACUGGUGGCAGGCCUACAGGGAAGGGGAUGAAGAUAAUCAACCUCUAGCUGGGCUUGUUCCAGGGAAAAGCUUUCAGCAGCAAAGAGAAGCCAUGAAACAAACCAUAGAAGAAGAUAAGGAGCCAGAAAAAUCAGGAAAACUAUGGUGUGCAAAGAAGAAUAAAAAGAAGAGGAAAAAGGUUUUAUAUAAUGCCAAUAAAAAUGAUGAUUAUGACAAUGAGGAAAUCCUAACUUAUGAGGAAAUGUCACUUUAUCAUCAGCCAGCAAAUAGAAAAAGACCUAUCAUCUUGAUUGGUCCACAGAACUGUGGCCAAAAUGAACUGCGUCAGAAGCUCAUGAACAAAGAGAAGGACCGCUUUGCAUCUGCAGUUCCUCAUACAACUCGGAGUAGACGAGACCAUGAAGUAGCCGGUAGAGAUUACUACUUUGUCUCACGGCAGGCAUUCGAAGCAGACAUAGCAGCUGGAAAGUUCAUUGAACAUGGUGAAUUUGAGAAAAAUUUGUAUGGAACCAGCAUAGAUUCCGUACGGCAAGUGAUCAACUCUGGCAAAAUAUGUCUUUUAAGUCUUCGGACACAGUCGUUGAAGACCCUCCGGAAUUCAGAUUUGAAACCAUAUAUUAUCUUCAUCGCACCCCCCUCACAAGAAAGACUUCGGGCAUUAUUAGCCAAAGAGGGCAAGAAUCCAAAGCCUGAAGAGUUGAGAGAAAUCAUUGAGAAGACUAGAGAGAUGGAGCAGAACAAUGGCCACUACUUUGACACGGCAAUCGUGAAUUCAGAUCUUGAUAAAGCCUAUCAGGAAUUGCUUAGGUUAAUUAACAGACUUGAUACUGAACCUCAGUGGGUGCCAUCUACUUGGCUGAGGUGAAGGAAAUACCUGUCCUGUGGUAUGAUGGGACUAGAUCUGGCAAACUGCCAAUAGGAAGAUAGCCCUGAUACUUCAGCAAGAUUGAGGAUAAGGUGGAAGGCAGCAGUUUAAGCUGUAGACCUUUUCUUAGGGCUCUUAAACUAGUGAGAAGAAAUUCCCCAUAGGCAGUUUGUACACAGCAUUCUUUAUUCUCUAAAAAUGGCUUUAGGGGUUCUUGCCUCAUUUUAGGAUUCUAAAUGGAAGCUUUCAACAGAGAAGUUCCAUUUAUCCUAUUAAAACCUUUUGUUUUCACCUAAUUAAAUAUUUCCUUAGGCAUAUUUCCUUGAAAAACUUGUAUCUACACAAUAGUCCAUUUCUCACAGUUAUAAAUAUUAAUGUUAUUUAAUACUUAAAUGACUUCAUGGGAAUAUUUUGGUGGACUGUGCUUGUAUGCACUGGGCAAGACAGUAUUUACUUAGGAGACUGAUUUAGUCAUCAGAAAUAUUUUCCUGAAAAAGAAAAAACAAUGGUGCCACUUUGGUUUGGAGCUACUUUGUUAGGCUUGAAUUCAUUUGUGGUGUCUUUUAAGUCUUAAAAAAAACCCGUUCCAUUAAAAGUACCAGUUUUUUAGCUCAAACUUUGUGGAUCAGACUGCACACUCAGCAGACUCUAAUCUAGUUAAAGGUAAUGAUUUCCUGAAUUUUUUUCUUAAAUUGUUGCAACUGAUUUGAGAACCUAAGCUUCUUUUCUCUGAUCUACAUAGUACAAUAGAAUGUUUAAGUUACAUUUUUAUGAAUGGGAGGUGUUUGUGUAAACUGUGUUAACUGUUAAAAAGUAAGUUUCUUCCUCAUGAUGCAAAUAGUUUUUUAUAUACAUGGGAGGACAUAGCACAUUUGACAGUUUUUGCAUUUUUAUAUAUGAACACAGUGUAAUUCCAUGACUGUGCUAUAUAUAUAGUUAAUAAACUGGAAUUCUGGUAAUGAAUAUAGCUGCUGUACUGUAUACUAAUAUUUUACAGAUUAAGAAAUGGUCAUUGAUAACACUUUGAACACUUCAGCAUUGGAAUAAAAUUAUAUAUAUCCAAUUGACUUUGACAUCAGAAGGAAAGGAAGACCUGAAAGUCAACUGAACAUUUUAGGAAAAGAACAUUACGGGGGGGUGGUUAUUAAGCAUAUAGAAACAGGUUUUUAUCCCAAGAAGAUCUGCCUUGACCAGAAUGCAACAGCUUGCUAAUUCAUAAAAGAAAUGUUUAAGCUAAUGGGAUUUGUGUACUGUCUCUAUAGCUGUAGCUUUAAAAUUCAGUGUCUAAAAUUGCAGUAGAAGUUAAUUUGUAGUUUUUUCAAGCCUUUAAGGAUAGUGUGACAAACAACCGAAAAUGUGAAUGCCUUGAUUUUAUGAUGACUUUAGCUACAGCAUUUCCUGUUCCCAAAACUAAACACUGGAAUAAUACUGACUUGUCACUUAAUUUAACAUAAGCAGUUGUUUUUAAUGAGUAGUUUGUCUCAGUGUCAUGUAUAUAUUUGAUUUUUUUUUCUCUUCGUAAUUUUAUUUGAACAAAUGUAGACAAUUUAUAUGUUGCCUUUUUCUGUUCAUAUUUGCAUGGCCUCUUAAGUUGGCUGGGGAGUGUGUCUUAUGUGGAAAUAUUUUCAAGAUAAUGUUCCUUAGGAAGAAAGUAACAUACCUGGGUUGAGUGUAUAUGAAUAACAUAUACACUAUCUAUUCAGGUCUGAAACACUCUACCUUUUAGCAGGAAAAUGCAAAGUUCACACCGAUUUUCAGCAUUGAAAACCAAGAACGUACUUAGUGCUUUUCAGUUUUUCAGUUUACUUUCUCCUUAGGAAUGAAAGGUAGUCUGUGGUUGACAAUAGAAUCUUGCAAUCUGCUUAUUGCAACUAUCAACUACAGAUGCCCCUUGACUUACAGUGGGGUUACAUCCCAGUAAACCCCAAGAUGGAAGUAUCGUAAGUCAAAACUACAUUUAAUACAUCUAACCUACUGAACAUCAUAGUUUAACCUAGCCUACCUUACAUUUCUACUGAAUUCAUAUUGCUUUUGCACCAUCAUAGUCGAAAAGUCAUAAGUUAAACCACCGUAAGACAGUCCCCGACUAUAUUUUCAACCCUAAGAUCUAAAAUAUUGACAGUUCAUGUUAAGUUUCUAUGAGGUUUUAGAUAAUGUCAGUGAGUGGCUAUUGUGCUACUGCAGAGAGUAGGGUUGCAAUAGGGCAGUGUGCUAGCAAAAUUCAGACACAUGGCUUUAACAAGCAGACCCUGUACCAAGGCACGUGCCAUGCCAUAUAUUGUUAGGAAAUCUAAGGUGAUAGGUAUUUGCUUGGUCAGUGAAGUCCUGUAGUUCUCUCCUUCCUCAUCAGCAAUGGUAGAGAGAUAGAAUGUAUAUGUCUCAAACUUUUAUAAAUCCUAGUGAUAUGGAUGUGCUGAUAUUCAAUACAGUCCCUAAACAAAGUGAAAACUGAGUUGCUCCUGACUUCGUCAAAAGACUAUGGAAAAAAGCCUUGCUAUACACCUAGUUGUACAGCCACUCUGGCCAGUUCUAUUUCCUGUCCCUUUGUGGUUCUGAUUGGAGACCCUGGUGUAGGGGAGGUCUUAGCCACUUAUUAUAGAAAUGAUACCUAUAGCUAAUAAAAUGUACUUGGAAAAUCCAAGUAAGGAAAUACAGUUAGAUCUCCAUAUCCAUAGGUUCCACAUCUGCAAAUUCAACCAACCAUGGAUCAAAAAUAUUCGGGGGGAAAAAAGUAAAAAUACAAUAAAAAAAUACAAAUUUAAAAGUGUAGUAUAACAACUAUUUACAUAGCAUUUGCAUUAUAUUAGGUAUUGUAAGCAAUCUAGAGAUGAUUUAAAGUAUGUGGGAGGAUGUGUGUAUUACACCAUUUUACAUAAGGGACUUGAGCAUCCCUGGAUUUUGGUAUUGGGGGCGGGUCCUGGAACCAGUCACCUGCUGACGCUGAGGGACGACUGUAUCUUCAUUUCCUAAAUUUUCAUAAGAACAGAUAGAAGGAGAAUAGUAUUUAGACUAAUCCAGAUUUGCUUUCUGUGAAAAUUUGUCUGGAUGUUUUUUUUCCUUUUUGCAUAGCCCAAGGAAUAAGUAUUGAUAAGAAAUAAUUUGAAUGUAAUUUUGUGAAUGUGUGUAGAAAAUACUUGUAUAAACCAGGGAUUUAGUCUUAAUAAAGGUAACCUUUCUGACAUCUUGUUAAUUCCCCUUUGUAUCUCUGAUCCUGUAUCUGCACUCUGUUAUUUUGAGAUGUCAUACUGCACACUGUAUUGUAAAA